Molecule: messenger RNA, 978 nt
Organism: Rodentolepis nana
Lineage: Eukaryota; Metazoa; Platyhelminthes; Cestoda; Cyclophyllidea; Hymenolepididae
Source: the annotation of a GenBank genome assembly
AUGGUCGGCAUGAUUUGCAACUCUAGUUCAGAUUUGUUACUCCUUGACUUUCCUUCGCUUAUGAACAUAAAUGGAAAAAUAUUUCUCGAUAUUGCCUAUCCUCUUAUGUUCCUCGGAAUCAUAACCUCUUCCCUUACACUUCUUAUGCUUGCAAAAGACAAGGAGACCUUGCUAUCCACUCGGUUUCUUCUAUCCUGUCUGGCUGUCUCUGACAUGGGUUACCUCGCCUUCAAUAUCCUUAUUGGAAUCCUCACCCCGUUAACAUCGAUAAAAAUUCACUAUUUUCUCCUCAUUUUAAAUAGCCGACGUUUGUGUGAAUUCAUGCGCAAUUGGGUAGCGGCUAUCUUAUCAUUUGAACGUUUUCUAUUCUUCUAUGAUCCUUUAAACUUUGAGUCACUAUGGCGAAUUGAUGGAGUUCGAACUGUAGUAACCAUCCUGACAUUUCUCGGUCUAUUCUGCGAAAUUCCCAAUACAGUUUACAUAGUUGCACUGGCGCUGCUUCAGGACUGUGAAAUCUUGCGCCAAAUAUGCAGUUUUCAGUCCAUAAUGAAUCUUUUAACAGUAACGAUUCUGCCUCUAGUGUGUAUGGCCAUAUUCUCCUUCCUAACCACAAAAGUCAUCAACAAAUUAAUAUAUCGAAUGUUUUCUGCAACGCAACUUAUUUCACCUUCAAGAACAACUGUUAGGGGUUCGAAGAAUGCCAUGAAAAUUAUCAGAAAUUCGUUGAUUGUCUUUACUGUCACUUCAAUUCCAGCUAUUCCGACUUAUUGCAUCACAUUUCAUCUGGCUUAUCUGCACAAAACGGAUAUUAGAGCCAUCUCCUUCCUAACAAUCCUCCAUGGUCUUGCAAGUUUGUUCUCUAUCAUCAAUUCGACUUGCAAUUUUUUCGUCUUUAUUCUUCAAAGCAGUCGGUAUAGACGCAUUCUCAUGGUGACUUUUCGCUUACGUUGCUUCAAACCGAGUUUCAAAUCAUCUUAG